Protopolystoma xenopodis is the source of this 312-nucleotide messenger RNA. Lineage: Eukaryota; Metazoa; Platyhelminthes; Monogenea; Polystomatidea; Polystomatidae. The record is from the annotation of a GenBank genome assembly.
AUGGGUCUGGUGCCGGUAAUUCCAGAAUAUCAGGUUGACAAAGUACGAUUGUUAGGUCCCGGUUUGGAGACAGCUGUGCGCCAUCAGACAAACGUUUUCUACGUUGACAUUCGAGACGCUGUCUCUCCAGAGACUCUUACUCAACUGUUAAAGACGCAGACUGUUUCGGGUAGUAAAAGUGCUUCUAUCUCAUCCCUGCAACAUCUAGUCGGAGUGAGUGUGAUGGACAAGCGAGGGGCCGAGUUGGAAUAUCGCACUUCACUUGUCUCACAACAACAUCUGGCUGAGCUAAUACGUACAGCCGCUGUAUCA